CUCUGUCCUCUUCAGCUUAGCGCAAUUCCUCUCAUAAGGACCCCUGCCAUCGUUGAAUCUCAGUACUUGCCCGUGACAGGCCUAAUUAUGCAGGGACUCGGGAAGGCAGAGCGCGGUGACCAAGGCCGAGACAUGGACCUGACGUCGCAGAGAUCCACCAUGCCUGUCGGCGGUCCCCUGCAGGUUGGUCCUUCGACAAACCUGAAUAUGAACCUUUACGCUACCAAGAAGACGGCAGCAGAGGGGAUGCUGGACAUUGCUCUCUUCCUGGCCAACAUAACACACAUGAAGACAGUCAUUGAGCAGGGCGCGGGAUACAGAUACUACGCAGCCGUGCUGACGCUCAUCUCCUUCUCACUGAUUCUUCAGAUCGUCGCCGGGAUCCUAAUCAUUAUCAUUGCACGCAGGGACCUGAACGUGGUGUCCAAUCAGAGACGGCUGGACUACCUGAACAACGUGGCGACGGGUGUCAUCGCCGUCACCGCCGUGAUCAACUUCUUCAUCAGUUUCUUCGGGUCUAAGAGGACGGGCUUCUUCCGCUGGCUGCUUGCUCGGCUUCAUUUCUGAAAAAGACACAUGAUGCAAAAAUUACAUUUAACAAUCAUAAUAACUUCACCAUAGACUUCAUAAUGAUAUUGACAGGACACGGGGCCGAUGAAUAGGGGGCCUGCAUUGUUGACAUGGCCGUCAAAGCUGACCGAGUGGAAUCACAGACAAAGAUCUUUUCUUCGUUAAAAAUUCUUGUGAAUAAAUGCUUAAAUCCCUGAAUAUUUUAUAGAAAUGGACAUAAAACAGUCUCGAUUUUUGGUUAAAAGCAACAAAAAAACGUGCAGUUAGCAUUCAUUUUACGUAAAUAUGUCUAAGUACGAUGCUAGUCUGUCAGUCAGUGUAGCGGCCGGCAUAUGUAAACAGAGCUUUUCUGGUCAAAAUUCUUGUAAAUAAAUGCUUAAAUCCCUGAAUGCUUUAUAGGUAUGGACGUAAAACAGUCUAGAUUUUUGGUUAAAAGCAAAAAAAAAAACAAAAAACGUGCAGUUAGCAUUUAUUUUACGUAAAUAUGUCAAAGUACAAUGCUAGUUUGUAAGUAAAUGUAGCUAGCGCCUUAUGUAAACAGAGCUUUUCCGGUCAAAAUUCUUGUGAAAAAAUGCUUAAAUCCCCGAAUUCUUUAUAGAUAUGGACGUAAAACAGCCUUGAUUCUUGUUUAAAAGCAAAAAAACGCACAGUUAGCAUUCAUUUGACGUAAACAUGUCAAAGUACAAUGCAAGUCUGUCAGUCAAUGUUGCGGCUGCCAUAUGUAAACAGAGCUUUUCUGGUCAAAAUUCUUGUGAAUAAAUACUUAAAUCCCUGAAUUCUUUAUAGAUAUGGGCGUAAAACAGUCUCGAUUCUCGGUUAAAAGAAAGAAACCGUGCCGUUAGUGUUAUUUGACAUAUAUAUGUCUGAGUACAAUGCGACUCUGUUAGCGAAUGAGGCUAGCGGCCGCCUGACGUAAACAGAGCUUUUCUGGCUAAAAUUAUUGUGAAUAAAUGCUUGAAUCCCUGAGUUCUUCAUAGAUAUGGACAUAAAACAGUCUCAAUUCUUGGUUAAAAGCAAAAAAAAAAAAAAAAGUGUAGUUAGCGUUUAUUUUACGUAAAUAUGUCCAAGUACAAUGCUAGUCUGUCAGUCAGUAUGGCGGCCGCCAUAUGUAAACAGAGCUUUUCCGGUGAAAAUUCUUGGAAAUAAAUGGCUUAAAUCCCUGAAUUCUUUAUAGAUAUGGACGUAAAACAGUCUUGAUUUUUGGUUAAAAGCAAAAAAAAAAAAAAAAAAAUAAGUGCAGUUAGCAAUUAUUUUACGUAAAUAUGUCGAAGUACAAUGCUAGUCUGUGACUCAACAAACAAAACGUACAUUACGUAAAUAUGUCCACGAAUGAUGCUAGUCUCUUAGACAAUGUGAGGGCACCCUUGCAACAAAGAACUUUUUACGUUGAAAAUUCUUGUGACAAAACAAAAUAUAUAAUAAUUACCUUGAAUCCUCGAACAAAUCACUCCUGAGACAAUCCUUACUGUUUCUAUGCGGUACAGCUUUCGUACUUUUUCAACAUAAAACCAGCGUUGGAUCGCUGCAUGUGUCGCUGUAACCUACUGCGAAUAAGAGAAGUGGAUUUUGGGAUGGCUCCCUACUUGAAGCCGUGGCGCAGUGAAGGUCGAAUCUGACCUGCCAAUAUCAUUAUGAAGUCUAUGACUUCAUACAUGAUGUGCUCAAGUGUAAUCAGGAUAUAACACAUGCUAAUCUUCAGCCAGAUCAUUUUAAUAGUGCAUUUUCACGAUAUAGCAGAGCUGCAGCUAUCAAUUAUUUUAAUAGUUGAUUAAUCUAUCAACUAGUUAGUUUGACUAAUCGGGUAAUCGAAUUAGGAACAUAUAAUGUGUUGCAAAAUAAAUACUGAGAGAUGUAAAACAAAGGCUUGCUAAAAUUGUAUUUUCAGAAGAGCACUGAAUGCGAAUAUAAAAUAAAAUACCUGAGUGUUUCUUCAAACUAUGCAGAAUUGCACUUCAUUUUAAAAUGAAUUAAAAUACCUGAGCUUAGCAUCAAACGGUAUAAAAAUAACUAAAUAAAGGAGGAUCUAAGUACAACAAGAGAAUAACUGGCUAAAUUACAUAGCAAAAGUCCGCUAGCUUAAAUGCUGCUGCAAAAUGCUAAAUUUAUUUUUAUUUUUUUUGUACAAUGCUUUUAAUAAAUCGUUCAAACACAUAUUUCCACAAAAAAAUGGCUAAAUAUAGCUAUAAACUAAAUUACAAAUGCAUUAAAAAACAUUAGCUCAAACAAAAACUUUCCUUAUGUUGGCCUUAACAGGGAGCAGCUGGAUUCAAAGUCAUGUCUUAUUUACUGUUGCCACUAGAGGGUAGUGUAUCAUAUCAAGCCAAGUCAAUAAAACCAAACGCAAACACUUUCAAAAUAAACCAUUACAACUAGGGCUGUCAAACGAUUAAAAUUUUUAAUCGCGUUAAUUACAGCUUAAAAACUAAUUAAUCGUAAUUAAUCGCAAUUCAAAACCUCUAUAAAAUAUGCCAUAUUUUUCUGUAAAUUAUUGUUGGAACGGAAAGAUAAGACAAAACGGAUAUAUACAUUCAACAUACGGUACAUAAGUACUGAAUUUGUUUAUUAUAACAAUAAAGCAACAAGACGUCAUUAACAUUAUUAACAUUCAAUUAAAGCGAUCCAUGGAAUGAAUAACUUGUAGUUCUUAAAAGAUAAAUGUUAGUACAAGUUAUAGAAAUUUUAUAUUAAAAUCCCUCUUAAUGUUUUCGUUUUAACAAAAUUUGUAAAAAUUUCAAUCAAAAAUAAACUAGUAGCUCGCCAUUGUUGAUGUCAAUAAUUACACAAUGCUCGUUCAUAGUGCUGAAACCCUCAGUCGCACCCAAGUCCCAGCAGAGGGCGACAAAACGCCCAAAAACACAAGUAACAAGUGCACAUUACACUGUGGUGUCAUUUUAACCUGUUUGAGCGGGGCAUAUGCGUUAAUUGCGUGAAAUAUUUUAACGUGAUUAAUUAGAAAAAUUAAUUAACGCCCGUUAACGCGAUAAUUUUGAUAGCCCUAAUUACAACGGCACUCUAACUAAACGAAUCCUCAAAGUAGCAAAAUUUGAUUCGAAGCUUUUUUCUAAUCGAAUUACUCGAGUUAAUCGGUUAAUCGUUGCAGCACUACUAUACAGUACUAAUUGUGAAUGUGUUCUAUUUGGUGCAUUUCGGCCUUUUGCAAAUGUGUUUUUUAAGCCUGAUUUAUUGGUAAAGGCGAUCAAUAAACUGAUAAAACAGA
Molecule: messenger RNA, 3787 nt
Organism: Corythoichthys intestinalis (scribbled pipefish)
Lineage: Eukaryota; Metazoa; Chordata; Actinopteri; Syngnathiformes; Syngnathidae
Product: ninjurin-2-like
Exons: 4
Coding region: 88-567 (159 amino acids)
Biological process (GO): tissue regeneration; cell adhesion
Cellular component (GO): membrane
Source: RefSeq, a predicted model, not a curated record